AUGGGCAGCCGCAUAAAACAAACGCUCCAUGAGCGUCGCAAGGGAGAGCUUGCUCUCUCCGACUUCGCCGACUAUGUCGAGAAACAGCAGGCAAAGCAGCGUACCAAGCAUGCCGGGUCCGUUGCCAGCGACAGUGGCUAUUCUACCGGCGCACCCUCGUCUCUGACCGAAGACCACGCCGAGCUUGAGAUUCUCGAUCAAUUAGGCCUUUCGGAGGGUCCGAGCCAGCCGAAAUUGAAGGACUGGCUACUUGAUACGUCAGAGGAUGCGACCGCCACUCUGCAGCAGUUGGCCGGCGUCGUCCAAUCGAGGAUAGAUGAAGGUCAUGGAGAGACAUUGUUCGACUUGGGCCUUGAGGAUAGCGGCGAAUCCAUGGGCUUCAGCAAAGAGCAGUGGGACAUCGCGCUGCAGAGAAUCAUCGAGGCGGCCGCGCUGGUUAAAGCCGCUGUCCGGGUGCUCCUUACCUACAAUGUUGGGGGUCCGCAAGAAGCACACAGCAAGAACGUCAAGGACCAGGCGAGUCACGGCAAGCUUCUUAUCCGUCAGACACCUUCGACUGCCAAAGAGGUGAUUGAGACUCGAAUUGCGGUGGUAGGCAAUGUGGACGCGGGCAAGUCGACCAUGCUGGGCGUGCUGGUCAAGGGAAACCUGGACGACGGCCGAGGCAGAGCUCGAGUGAACUUAUUUCGCCACAAGCACGAGAUUGAGUCCGGGCGGACGUCGUCUGUCGGGAUGGAGAUCAUGGGCUUUGACACUCAGGGCGACGUGGUGAUCUCCAACAUCCCAGGCCGCAAGUUGACCUGGGGCGAAAUCGGCACUCGGUCAGCCAAGGUCAUCACGUUUACUGAUCUGGCAGGCCACGAGAAGUAUCUGCGGACUACCGUCUUCGGUUUGCUCUCUUCGGCGCCCAAUUACUGUCUCCUGAUGGUAGCAGCGAACAAUGGCUUGAUCGGAAUGUCCAAGGAACAUCUGGGUAUUGCUCUUGCGUUGAAUGUCCCUGUUAUGGUGGUCAUCACCAAGAUUGAUAUUUGUCCUCCGCACAUUCUCCAGGAAACGAUAACGCAGUUGACGAGGAUACUCAAAUCGCCGGGCGCUCGCAAGAUUCCAAUCUUCAUCAAGAACCACGAAGAUACGGUCCUCACCGCGACGCAGUUUGUCUCCCAGCGAAUAUGUCCCAUCUUUCAGGUCUCGAAUGUCACCGGUGAAAGCUUGGAUCUGGUUCGAACGUUCCUCAAUAUCCUCCCUCAUCAUGGCCAUUACGAUAGUGAAGCACCGUUUGAAUUUCACGUCAACGACACAUUUUCCGUCCCCUUUGUGGGCACCGUGGUCUCCGGAGUGGUCCGGUCCGGCGUCAUCCACGCGGGAGAUACCGUACUGGUAGGUCCAGAUUCUCUCGGCCAGUUCCAGACAACCAGUAUCCGGUCGAUCGAGCGCAAGCGGAUACAGGUUCCCUUGUGUUCCGCGGGUCAGUCGGCCUCGUUCGCGCUCAAGAGGAUCCGACGGAAAGAUGUGCGCAAAGGCAUGGUGGUCCUGCCCAAGCUUGAGACGCCUCCCAAAGUCUACAGAGACUUUGUGGCAGAAGUCCUCAUCCUUUCACAUGCAACGACCAUUCGACCCAAGUAUCAGGCGAUGCUACAUGUCGGCCCCGUCAGCCAGACCUGUGCCAUCCUCGAGAUCGACCGUGAGUAUAUCCGCACCGGCGACCGCGCCACUGUGGCGUUCCGCUUUGUGCAGCGGCCAGAAUUUCUCACGGUCGGCGAGCGCAUCCUCUUCCGUGAGGGUAGAACGAAAGGCUUGGGGAUCGUCAAGGCGCUAGGCUUCGAGGAGGGUUCGUUAAGCAAGCAGACGCCCAUGCAAGAGACGACCAACGGCAACGAAGCCAAAGGGAAGCAGAAGAUGGAAGACAACACCGGCAACAAUGUUAAGCCUCGGCCUGGGACAACAACAGCAUCUGGGAAGGUAAAAUGA
Messenger RNA from Exophiala dermatitidis NIH/UT8656, 1968 nucleotides. Its product is annotated as elongation factor EF-1 alpha subunit. The transcript has 2 exons. Lineage: Eukaryota; Fungi; Ascomycota; Eurotiomycetes; Chaetothyriales; Herpotrichiellaceae. Gene Ontology annotation, biological process: translational elongation. Gene Ontology annotation, molecular function: GTP binding; GTPase activity; translation elongation factor activity. The record is from RefSeq and is a predicted model, not a curated record. The coding region runs from base 1 to 1968 and encodes 655 amino acids.